AUGCAAAUUUUCGUUAAAACCCUCACUGGUAAGACCAUCACUCUCGAAGUUGAGUCCUCAGACUCUAUUGAGAACGUCAAGCAAAAGAUCCAAGACAAGGAAGGUAUUCCCCCAGACCAACAACGUCUUAUCUUUGCUGGUAAGCAAUUGGAAGAUGGCCGCUCUUUAUCCGAUUACAACAUCCAAAAGGAAUCUACACUUCACUUGGUGCUUCGUCUUCGUGGUGGUAUGCAAAUCUUUGUCAAGACCCUCACUGGUAAGACUAUCACAUUGGAAGUUGAAUCAUCCGAUUCCAUUGAGAAUGUCAAGCAAAAGAUCCAAGACAAGGAAGGUAUUCCCCCAGACCAACAACGUCUUAUCUUUGCUGGUAAACAACUCGAAGAUGGCCGCUCCCUCUCUGAUUACAACAUCCAAAAGGAAUCUACACUUCACUUGGUGCUUCGUCUUCGUGGUGGUAUGCAAAUCUUUGUCAAGACCCUCACUGGUAAGACUAUCACAUUGGAAGUUGAAUCAUCCGAUUCCAUUGAGAAUGUCAAGCAAAAGAUCCAAGACAAGGAAGGUAUUCCCCCAGACCAACAACGUCUUAUUUUCGCUGGUAAACAACUCGAAGAUGGUCGUUCCCUCUCUGACUACAAUAUCCAAAAGGAAUCUACACUUCACUUGGUGCUUCGUCUUCGUGGUGGUAUGCAAAUCUUUGUCAAGACCCUCACUGGUAAAACCAUCACAUUGGAAGUUGAAUCAUCUGAUUCCAUUGAAAACGUAAAGCAAAAGAUCCAAGACAAGGAAGGUAUUCCCCCAGACCAACAACGUCUUAUCUUCGCUGGUAAACAACUCGAAGAUGGCCGCUCUCUCUCUGAUUACAACAUCCAAAAGGAGUCCACUCUUCAUUUGGUGCUUCGUCUUCGUGGUGGUAUGCAAAUCUUCGUCAAGACUCUCACUGGUAAAACCAUCACUCUCGAAGUUGAAUCAUCCGAUUCCAUUGAAAACGUAAAGCAAAAGAUUCAAGACAAGGAAGGUAUUCCCCCAGACCAACAACGUCUUAUUUUCGCUGGUAAACAACUCGAAGAUGGUCGUUCCCUCUCUGACUAUAACAUCCAAAAGGAGUCCACUCUUCAUUUGGUCCUUCGUCUUCGUGGUGGUCAAUAA
Molecule: messenger RNA, 1146 nt
Organism: Mucor velutinosus
Lineage: Eukaryota; Fungi; Mucoromycota; Mucoromycetes; Mucorales; Mucoraceae
Exons: 1
Coding region: 1-1146 (381 amino acids)
Biological process (GO): protein ubiquitination; modification-dependent protein catabolic process
Cellular component (GO): nucleus; cytoplasm
Molecular function (GO): ubiquitin protein ligase binding; protein tag activity
Source: RefSeq, a predicted model, not a curated record